GCAAUGGCAUUACCGAUCACAUCUUUACCUUUACCAAAGGCUACUACAAAACACCUAGCGGCGCAAAACAUCACCUUUCUCUCUGAUGUGGUCCAGACACUUCCAUGGCUGGAUUCGUAUAGCCAAAAAGAUGUAGUCUCACAGCUAGAGGAACUGAAUUUGCCACAGAGCCAUGAAAAAUUGUUGUUGGAUGUUCUCACCACUAAUAUAAAUGAUCCAUCAUUCCUGAGCAGUAAGGAUGUGAAAGAAUCAGUGUUAAAAAGUUCUCUCAUAACUUUUAGCUCACACUUGGAUGCUCUUCUUUGUGGUGGAAUUUUUCCCGGAGAGAUAAUAGAGUUCGUUGGAGAACCUGGUAGUGGAACAACUCAGCUUUGUUCACAGUUGGCUGUAGAUUGCACCAUACCCAAGAUAUUCGGUGGUAGAAAUUGUAAGACCCUUAUUGUAGAUUGCAAUGGUGACACCUGUGAGGCACGCCUAAACCAGAUGGCAGAUGCAACUCUCUCUCAUCUCAAACUCAUUGCAAGCAGCAGUGAAGAAAGGGAUGUCGUCUCCAGAUUGACAGUGAAAGAAAUGUUAAGUAGCAUAUCCACAAUGAGAUGUACUGACUACAGUCAACUGCUUGCCCUCAUCAACAACAUCAGUGAGGAGUGUAAUUAUGGUGCAGUAAUAGUUGAUGCAUUAGCGACACAUUUUAGACAUGAGUUUGAUGACAUGAGACAAAGAACGAACAUUUUAGCUGAACUGUCUAACAAGCUGCACAGAUUGUGUAUCCGGCACAAUGUAACCCUGGUGAUAGUGAACCAAGUAAGGAUGGACGGAGAGGGAAAUGUACAGCCUUGUCUUGGGGAGUCGUGGUCUCACACCGCACAUCGCAGAGUGUUCCUGCGCAAAGUGGCUGGCGACGUCUACUCUGCCACUGUAAUGAAAGGAGAAAAAAGUGGAGAGACUGCUAAUUUCAGAAUUUCAUCACGUGGAAUUCGGGAUUGUCCUUCUUAAUUUACUUUACAGGUUCGACAGAAUCAACGAUUUUGCUGCCUUAAUUCGUAGUCAACUUGCCUUGUGUGCCAGUAUGAACAUUAGACAUGGGGAAUUUUAAAUGAGAGUAAGAACUAAGAAGUCAUCUAUAAGUUGUGUAAUUUAAUGUUUGUUUUUAAAACUGCUUUACAAUUAUAAUUUCUUAAUUUAUUGUGACUUAUUUAUAAUACAAUGUAUGUGUGAUCGAUUAAUACACUUUUAAAAUCUUUCUUAAUUCGAUUAUCCAAAUAGAAUUUAACUAUCUUGAAUUUAAAACAGAUAUUCGCAUUGGCGGGGCAUUGCUGGAUAUUCAGAGCAAGGCAAGCAAACUUGAAAAUGAUACAUUUAUAUUAUUACUAAUUGUGGUAACAAACAUUAUUGAAUAUCACCAUCUAGCAUAACUUCAAUAUUCUAUAUUUAA
Bolinopsis microptera is the source of this 1435-nucleotide messenger RNA. RefSeq names its product DNA repair protein RAD51 homolog 3-like. Gene Ontology annotation, molecular function: crossover junction DNA endonuclease activity; ATP binding; four-way junction DNA binding. The coding region runs from base 4 to 996 and encodes 330 amino acids. Gene Ontology annotation, biological process: reciprocal meiotic recombination; DNA repair; meiotic DNA recombinase assembly. The transcript has 7 exons. Gene Ontology annotation, cellular component: Rad51B-Rad51C-Rad51D-XRCC2 complex; Rad51C-XRCC3 complex; replication fork. Lineage: Eukaryota; Metazoa; Ctenophora; Tentaculata; Lobata; Bolinopsidae. The record is from RefSeq and is a predicted model, not a curated record.